Molecule: messenger RNA, 2094 nt
Organism: Pipistrellus nathusii (Nathusius's pipistrelle)
Lineage: Eukaryota; Metazoa; Chordata; Mammalia; Chiroptera; Vespertilionidae
Source: the annotation of a GenBank genome assembly
AUGCUGCCGAAGAAGCCUGCAGGAAAAGGAGGGCCCGGGGAGCCGGGCUCCGAGGACCCGAGCCUCGCCCAGCGGCAGCGGUGUGCCCGGACCGUGCCCCCGAGCGCGGCCCUGGCAGCCCUCUUGUCAGCGGUGGCCGUGGCGUCCUGUCUGUACCUGGGGGUGAAAACCAACGACCUCCAGGCGAGGAUCGCCGCUCUUGAAUCCGCCAAAGGGGACCCUUCCAUCCGCCCGCUUCCCGAUUGCCUGGAUCAGCUCAAAGCAGUGGUGCAGGAGAAAGUGGAGCGACUUCUGGCUCAGAAAUCCUAUGAACACAUGGCCAAAAUAAGAAUCGCAAGAGAAGCACCUUCAGAAUGCAACUGCCCAGCAGGCCCUCCAGGGAAACGAGGUAAGAGAGGCCGAAGAGGAGAAUCUGGUCUUCCUGGUCAGCCUGGUCCUCAGGGCCCUCCUGGUCCCAAAGGUGAUAAGGGAGAACAAGGUGAUCAGGGACCUCGGAUGGUGUUUCCUAAAAUCAAUCAUGGGUUUCUCUCUGCUGAUCAGCAGCUCAUUAAACGCCGCUUGAUUAAGGGCGACCAAGGACAAGCUGGGCCCCCAGGCCCGCCAGGCCCUCCAGGCCCACGAGGGCCUCCUGGAGACACAGGGAAAGAUGGCCCCCGCGGAAUGCCAGGAGAGCCGGGUGAACCAGGGAACCCAGGAAAACAAGGCUCAAUGGGUCCUAUGGGGCCUCCAGGACAAAAGGGUUCUGUUGGAGCACAUGGAAUUCCAGGGUUGAAUGGGCAGAAGGGUGAGCCCGGGUUGCCUGGAGCAGUGGGACAGAACGGAAUACCAGGGCCAAAGGGAGAACCUGGAGAGCGAGGAGAAAAGGGAGAUGCUGGCGAGAGUGGUCCCAAAGGUGAUGCAGGAGAAAAGGGUGACCCUGGAUCAUCUGCUGCAGGAAUUAAGGGAGAACCUGGAGAAUCUGGUCGUCCAGGGCAAAAGGGUGAACCAGGGCUUCCUGGGCUUCCUGGACUUCCGGGGAUAAAGGGUGAACCAGGUUUCAUUGGUCCUCAAGGAGAGCCAGGCUUACCAGGCUUACCAGGAACAAAGGGUGAGCGAGGGGAGGCAGGGCCUCCCGGAAGAGGUGAGCGAGGGGAGCCUGGAACUCCUGGACCAAAGGGGAAACAAGGUGAAUCAGGAGCUAGAGGCCCAAAGGGGUCAAAGGGUGACCGUGGAGACAAAGGAGACUCUGGAACCCUGGGACCAAGAGGCCCACCUGGUCAAAAGGGGGAUCAAGGAGCCACAGAGAUCAUAGAUUACAAUGGCAACCUCCACGAAGCCUUGCAGAGGAUUACCACCUUAACUGUCACGGGUCCCCCUGGACCACCUGGACCUCAAGGACUACAAGGGCCAAAGGGGGAGCCAGGAUCGCCAGGAAUCCCAGGAGUUGACGGAGAGCAGGGACUCAAAGGCUCAAAGGGAGACGUGGGGGACCCAGGUAUGCCAGGUGAAAAAGGAGGAAUCGGACUUCCUGGAUUACCGGGUGCCAAUGGGAUGAAAGGAGAAAAAGGAGACUCUGGAUUGCCUGGUCCUCAGGGCCCUUCUAUCAUAGGCCCACCAGGCCCACCAGGUCCCCAUGGCCCACCAGGCCCCAUGGGACCCCAUGGACUUCCUGGACCAAAGGGUGAACCAGGGUUAAAUGGUGUUAAAGGAUUGAAGGGUGAACCAGGUCAAAAGGGUGACAGAGGACCCCUUGGUCUUCCAGGAGCAUCUGGCUUAGACGGAAAGCCAGGAGCCCGGGGGACAGAUGGCCCUAUGGGACCCCAUGGCCCUGCAGGUCCCAAAGGAGAAAGAGGCGAAAAAGGAGCUGUGGGAGAGCCCGGACCCAGAGGGCCCUAUGGCCUGCCCGGGAAAGAUGGAGAGCCUGGUCUUGAUGGCUUCCCUGGCCCACGAGGCGAGAAGGGCGAUCUAGGAGAAAAGGGAGAAAAGGGGGAAAAGGGAAAGAAAGGCAAAAAGGGGCCAAAGGGGGAGAAAGGAGAACAGGGUGCCCCUGGAUUAGAUGCACCUUGCCCGUUGGGUCCAGACGGAUUGCCCAUGCCUGGCUGUUGGCAAAAGUGA